AUGGCAGCUGCAGAUCCGCACCCGCUGCCUUACCUGCUCGCAUCUGCUGUUUCCUCCUUCGUUACCUUGCCAGUGUGGAAGGCAGCAACCAUUGGCCAGUCUGGGUAUGCGCUGACAGCAGAAUCCUCUCUUGGACGCUUCCUGGAGGCAGCACGGCCACCUUACAGGGGCAGCUUCGUGGUGGUCUCUGGAAGGACAUGGGCCCAAGCGAUGAUAUUCUUUGGUUCAGAUGAGGGUUCGAGAUGGCUCCGCCGAUGUGGCUGGAGCAGUCUAUGGGCAUCAUGCGUGCCUCCGUUACUGAUUUCCGCCAACGUCCAGGUGGCCAAUCAGCCCUUCGUGCGCUCUUCGAUCAUGCUGCAAGGAGAUCCGCAGGUGAGAUUCGCGCACAGCAGCCACUCGCCCAAUCUAGCAGUGCUUCGCUAUCUUUGGAGGACGAAAGGACUGAGGGCACUAUGGCUGGGAACAGGCGUGAGUAUUGCUCGGACAGCUCCGAAGUAUGUGGCAGCAGUUGGUGCUAAGGAUGCCAUGGAAGAGCUGCUGGCUCAAGAUGAUGACAUGACCAUGGCAAGUUGCGUGCUGAGGUCCAUUAAAAAGUCUGUUGCGGCUUCCAUCGCAGGAUCAAUCGUGACUAAUCCGCUCGAUGUGGCGCAGAACGAGAUGUACAAGACAGGGGACAGCUUCGUUUCGACGGUGAAGCGUCUCCAAUGUGCGGAGGGCUGUCGGUGGUUCUUUAGAGGCGUUGACAAAAAUGUGCUAGCGAGUGCUAUGCCAAUUGCUCUCACCAUCUUCCUCACCGAUGCCUUCACGCAAUGGUCUCGUGCUGUUGCUGAGCAGAAACGCAACCAGGGGUGCUGCCCGGCUGCCCGGCUGCAGAGUACGUUGUUUUUCAUUACAAAGAGCCGGUGCAGAACGUCGCAAGCCAUGUGCUGUUCGCAUUGGCUUGGAGGGAGUGGGAGAUGCGAAGUGCGGGCAACAGCAGGCUCACCAGCUCAAAAAGGAAGCGUCAGCUCAAGAGUAUCAAGCGGGGCCUCGCGUUCCUCUUUGGUGAAGCGCCCCUUUCGAUUUCUGCUGCCGUUUUUCGUUUGGAUCUCUUCACGAGAGGAUCCUCCAGGUCAUAGCGGACUGCUGAUUGCUGGAAUGGACCGAACAGGAGGGCUGAAGCUGCACCGGCUCCCAGCAGAGGAGCUGCGGGUGCACCGUUUCGAUCAUAUCGAGAGUCGUCUGCACAGCCGUGGAAGCCAGGUCCGCUCCGAGUCGAAUCAAGUUCGGGGUCAUGACUCCCGGGACAUAGUGCGUGCAAGCACAAGCCGGAGCGAGGAUCGUGUUGCUCGGGACGGAGCCAAAGACGAGGUGUCCUUAUCCGGACCGCUUUCUGAGACACAUAGCCUGGAGGAAUUCGUGCAGCAGGAUUUGGACGCUUUCUGGAGGUGGUGUGCAACCCCGAUUGAUGGUCUGCAUCGGUGCGGUUUGCUGGUAAAGCUCUUUGACUACAGUGGCCUGACCCUGGAGAAGGCAACUGACAAGGUUUGCAAGUUGAACAGCGAGCUGCACGCUUUGGGCGUUUGUGCAACAGACCAAGUGGAACCCUACCAGCGUGUUCCCUACGAGGCCUUUGUUCAAAGCCGUCGGCUACGAGAGGCGGUCCAGAGCUGUACAGGCAGCAAGCUUUCUCGCGAGAAGAGGAGCGGCAGGGCUGGCGGGCCCACACCGCUGGCUUUGUGGGUCCUCAAUGUGAUCUCGCUAGAGGGCAAGGGGUUCCUGAGUGGCCGUCCAGAUCGACUCAAUGAUUUGCCGUGA
Symbiodinium sp. CCMP2456 is the source of this 1797-nucleotide messenger RNA. The record is from the annotation of a GenBank genome assembly. NCBI's taxonomy places the organism in Eukaryota, Dinophyceae, Suessiales, Symbiodiniaceae.